AUGACAGAGGCGGAUCCGAAAAGAAUUCAUACUUUGCUUCGUGAAUUACAGAAUUUAAUUAAAAAUGCACAGGAACAAUGGGGCAUCACAUUAACGGGACAGGGAACCAUUAACGACAGACUUAAAGCAUUUGCCCCAAUUGCUAAUGCUGUUCAUCCACUUGGACCUGUUAAUAUAGUUGGAUUAUCUACAGAAUUCUCGCAGAAGAUUGCUUCGAUACGCUCGACAAUAUCUAAUUUUCGAAAUACAACGAUACAAGAUAUAUCACAACUCAAUUUGAUUGGAUCUGAUUCGUUAUUAAAAAAAUAUCAAUUUACUUUAAAGGAAGAAUCAAAUAAUCUCAAUACGGUUUCAGAAGUUCGAGAAUAUAUCAAGAUCUGCAAAGAGUUAGCUUUAGACAUAUGUCAAGAUAGUCAGGACACGUUUAAAUUCGUAAUUCAAGAGACAAGUACUUUUUGUAAACAACUCGGACUUAAAGUGUGGGACGCAGAACGAAGUCAUGGUUCCACUCUUACAUUAUCGAUAAGUGGAUCUAUUUUCGUAAUGGAUUCAAUAUAUGAGAAAGAAUUUUCUGCUUUGGCUGGAGAUAUCCAAAAAAUAUUAACUGAUGGGCACGGAAUUCCAUUGUUUCACGUGGAACGAGUUGGUCCUUCAAUUGCUUAUUGGGCACCUAAGUACCGCAUUCGUGAAACAGAUUGGAAUAAUGUUAAGGAUAUUAUUGUGAAAGGUGAUAGCUGUGAGAGUCUCAGUUCAUUCUAUCAAUUAUGGGUUAUGAUGGAAGAGUCACGAUCAAGAAAUACUUUUUUACCCAUCGAAAGAAAUCAUUAUUUAAUCGAAGAAAACGAUAACGAAUUUGAGUUGUUACAAAGUUAUGACUUUAUGCCCCAAGAUCUUACGUUUCCACUACUUCCAACACCACUGAAGUUCUUGCAGCAGCCAAAGGAUGGUUCACAAACGUCCGCAAAUAUACAAUUUGUUUUAUGGCUUUUUCCACCAGUAUACGUUACAGACACAGUAGCCAAAGAAAUUGAAGAUUUGGCAGGAUUUUUUGGGAGCAGGAUCAUGACAGAUGAUCCUAAAAGUUUGUCUCUGGAACAACUUUUGAUAUCAGAUAUAGUUCCGCCGGCUAAGAUGACUCGCGGAUCAGCUAUGGAUAUUAGUUGGGAAAAAAAAUUUGAAGAUUCUCCCUAUAUUCAAAUGUAUACUCUAGACAUGAAACACACAAAUGCUAAAAAAAUCGAGCGUAUUCCUUUCAUUUACCCUAUUCAAAUUUUUAGUUAUAUUGAGAUAUUACGCCAACAACUUGUUUAUAAUGCUCUGUUUCAAAGCUGUUUUAAUUCUUCUACUUAUUGUCCACAACAAACUUCUUCAAAAUCAUCUGCCACCACUUUCGAAGUUAAUUCUAAUACAACAAAAGUCAAAGUUAAGGUUCAAGCAACAAAUCCACCUCUUUUAUUAUCUGUAUCUUUUCAAUUACCAGAUACUAUGACAGACGUCUUACUGCAAAUUAAUAUUUGGCGAGAUUGUCAACUUUAUGUUAUUUCCCAAAAUCAACUUUGGGAAGAUAAGGGCAAUACUGAUACAGUUUUAACUCAGACGUUACAACUAUGUCACGAUGUGCCGGUUUUAGUGAAAUGGAUACUUAAUUCAUCAGUUAAUAAUUUUAAAUCGAUUAAAGAGGAAGACUUAAUGGAAAUUUGA
Messenger RNA from Dentiscutata heterogama, 1701 nucleotides. The record is from the annotation of a GenBank genome assembly. Lineage: Eukaryota; Fungi; Glomeromycota; Glomeromycetes; Diversisporales; Gigasporaceae.